AUGGAAAGUUUUUGUAAUUUUGAUGAAAGAAUUCGUCUUUUAUGUCCAAAAACUUGUAAAAAACAAUGGUAUAAAGAAAUUGGCUUUGAACAACCCUGUGAACUUGAAAGAAGAAUUUAUGAAUUUCGUUUUGAAAACCCUCCUGAAGAAGAAGACUGUACAGAUACACGAAAUGAUUGUUUUAAGGAUAUUUUAUUUUGUGAAAUGCCGAAUUAUUUUUAUAAAUUGGAAGGGGAAUGUCCAGAAACAUGUGCUCAUUGCAAACCAAAAGGACAUAAAUGUAAAGACAAAAAUCAUCAAAAGUUUUUAAUUUUUAUUUAA
Molecule: messenger RNA, 321 nt
Organism: Meloidogyne enterolobii
Lineage: Eukaryota; Metazoa; Nematoda; Chromadorea; Rhabditida; Meloidogynidae
Source: the annotation of a GenBank genome assembly